Cynocephalus volans (Philippine flying lemur) is the source of this 1023-nucleotide messenger RNA. RefSeq names its product caytaxin-like. The transcript has 9 exons. Gene Ontology annotation, cellular component: cytoplasm. Gene Ontology annotation, biological process: apoptotic process. Bases 82 to 1023 code for a protein of 313 amino acids. The record is from RefSeq and is a predicted model, not a curated record. Lineage: Eukaryota; Metazoa; Chordata; Mammalia; Dermoptera; Cynocephalidae.
GGAGGAGGGGCAUAAUGUAGCGAUGCGGUCAUUGGAUAGCACGACAGAAGCGCCUCAAGGCUGCUCCCAGAAGAGACGGGGAUGGAAUUGUUGGGCAGCCCGGCGGAAGACACAUCCUCCCCUCCCAACACAUUAAACUUCAGUGGAGCACGUCGUAAAAGAAAGACCCUGGUGGCCCCAGAGAUUAACAUUUCCUUGGACCAGAGCGAGGGCUCCUUGCUGUCUGACGACUUCUUGGAUACCCCUGAUGACCUGGAUAUUAAUGUGGAUGACAUCGAGACCCCCGAUGAGACCGACUCGCUGGAGUUCCUGGGGAACGGCAAUGAACUGGAAUGGGAAGAUGACACCCCUGUGGCCACUGCCAAGAACAUGCCCGGGGACAGUGCGGAUCUGUUUGGGGACGGUGCGGCAGAGGACGGCAGUGCUGCCAACGGGCGCCUGUGGCGGACAGUGAUCAUCGGGGAACAGGAGCAUCGCAUCGACCUGCACAUGACCCGGCCCUACAUGAAGGUGGUCACUCAUGGAGGGUACUAUGGCGAAGGUCUCAAUGCCAUCAUCGUCUUUGCUGCCUGCUUUCUCCCAGACAGCAGCUCGCCCGACUACCACUACAUCAUGGAGAACCUCUUCCUGUACGUCAUCAGCAGCCUGGAGCUCCUGGUUGCCGAGGACUACAUGAUCGUGUACCUGAAUGGUGCCACCCCCCGGCGGAGGAUGCCCGGCAUAGGCUGGCUGAAGAAGUGUUACCAGAUGAUUGACAGGAGAUUGCGGAAAAACCUGAAGUCCUUGAUCAUUGUCCACCCCUCCUGGUUCAUUCGGACGGUGCUGGCCAUUUCCCGCCCUUUCAUCAGCGUCAAGUUUAUCAGUAAAAUCCAGUAUGUGCACAGCCUGGAAGAUCUGCAGCAGCUCAUUCCCAUGGAGCACGUUCAGAUCCCAGACUGCGUCCUACAGCUCCUCGCUGCCCAGUCCCAGCCAGCUCAGGGAACCGGGGGAAAGGACAAGAGGAGACGAAACCGGGGACUGUAA